AAAAUAGCCCAGUGCUGGACCAGAGAGGUAUAUAAGCAAAGGAGCACCGAAGCUCCGUAUACCAUUCUCUGAAGCUGUCUCAAGGUUUUCGGCCUUUUCACGGCUUCAUCACUCUGUAAUCAACUUAUAGCAAAUUCUGAAAGCUUCUUCGCCGGAGACAACAAACACUAAAAACAUCUCUCUAUUCCAAAUCUAAAUCGAUUCACUCUGAGCUUGCAAUUCGCGAUGGCUCUUUCGGCUUCUGACCUACCGGCGAUGUACAAUUUGCUCGCCAAUUCGCUGAGCGGCGACGAGAGAUUGCGCAAACCAGCCGAAGCGGCUCUCGCACAGUCCGAGAGCAGACCUGGUUUCUGCUCUUGUCUCAUGGAAGUGAUAACUGCAAAGGAUUUAGCAUCACAGGUUGAUGUUCGCUUAAUGGCUUCGUUGUAUUUCAAAAAUAGCAUCAAUCGGUAUUGGAGGAACCGCCGUGAUUCUUCGGGAAUUGGCAAUGAGGAGAAAAAACAUUUGAGACAAAAACUGUUGUCCCACUUGAGAGAGGAGAAUUAUCAGAUUGCGCUUACAUUGGCUGUGCUCAUCUCAAAAAUUGCUCGAAUUGAUUAUCCCAAAGAAUGGCCAGAGCUCUUUUCUGUUUUAGCACAACAGCUUCCGUCAGCAGAUAUUCUUACUUCCCACAGGAUUUUUAUGAUUCUCUUUCGAACUUUGAAGGAGUUGUCUACCAAACGUCUUGCUUCUGACCAAAAGAACUUUGCAGAGAUAUCAUCUCAUUUCUUCGAUUACAGUUGGCACCUUUGGCAGAGUGAUUUGCAAACCAUAUUGCAUGGUUUCUCCCUAUUCUCUCAAAACUUGAGUUCAAAUGCUUCGGACCUGCGACAUGAUGAUCUUUACCUUACAUGCGAAAGAUGGCUUCUAUGUGUAAAGAUAAUAAGGCAAUUGAUAAUUUCUGGGUUUCCUAGUGAUGCAAAAUCGAUACAGGAGGUGCGGCCAGUCAAGGAGGUCUCUCCUGCUCUUUUGAAUGCCAUUCAGUCAUUUCUUCCAUACUAUUCAUCUUUCCGGGAACAGCAUCCUAAAUUUUGGGAUUUCUUAAAGAGGGCAUGCACUAAAUUGGUGAAGGUUUUAGUUGCAGUUCAGAGCAGACAUCCUUAUUCCUUUGGUGAUAAAAGUGUCCUUCCACCUGUUAUGGACUUCUGUUUGAAUAAGAUCACAGAUCCUGAACCAGAUGUAAUGUCAUUUGAGCAAUUCCUCAUUCAAUGCAUGAAAUUGGUGAAAUCUGUACUGGAAUGUAAAGAAUACAAACCAAGUUUGACUGGUCGUGUGAUGGAUGAAAAUGGGGUUACACUUGAGCAGAUGAAGAAAAAUGUUUCUAGUGUUGCUGCUGGUGUUGUUACUUCUCUUUUGCCCAGUGACCGGGUCGUACUCUUGUGUAAUGUGUUGAUAAGAAGGUAUUUUGUUUUAACAGCAACUGACUUGGAGGUGUGGUACCAGAACCCUGAGUCUUUUCACCACGAGCAGGAUUCAGUUCUGUGGUCAGAAAAACUGAGACCUUGUGCUGAAGCUCUAUAUAUUGUUUUGUUUGAAAAUCAUAGUCAGCUGCUAGGUCCAGUUGUGGUUUCCAUUCUUCAAGAGGCAAUGAAUGGUUGCCCGACUUCAGUCACUGAAAUCACUCCAGGAUUACUUCUCAAAGAUGCUGCUUAUGGUGCUGCUGCGUAUGUUUAUUACGAGCUGUCAAAUUAUCUGAGCUUCAAAGAAUGGUUCAAUGGUGCGCUAUCCCUAGAACUCACAAAUGAUCAUCCAAAUAUGCGUAUCAUCCAUAGGAAAGUUGCAUUAAUUCUUGGGCAAUGGGUUUCUGAGAUUAAAGAUGACACCAGAAGAUCGGUAUAUUGUGCUUUGAUCAAAUUGCUUCAGGACCCGGACCUGUGUGUCAGGCUGGCAGCGUCUCGGUCCUUGUGCUUUCUUAUUGAAGAUGCAAACUUCUCAGAGAAAGAUUUUUCUGAUCUUCUUCCAGUGUGUUGGGAUUUUUGUUUUAAAUUAGUGGAAGAAGUCCAGGAGUUUGACUCAAAGGUUCAAGUUUUAAAUUCAAUUUCUAUUCUUAUCGCACAUGUUGAUGAAAUCAUUCCCUACGCAGACAAGUUGGUGCAAUUUUUCCAGAAGGCCUGGGAGGAAUCCCCUGGAGAAAGCCUUCUGCAGAUUCAGCUAUUAACUGCACUAAAGAACUUUGUGACUGCCCUUGGUUAUCAGUCACCCAUUUGUUACAACAUGCUACUGCCUAUUUUACGAUGUGGGAUUGAUGUGAAUAGCCCAGAUGAACUUCUGGAAGACAGCAUGCUGUUAUGGGAAGCCACACUUUCUCAAGCCCCCUCAAUGGUGCCUCAGCUAUUGGGAUAUUUCCCUUCUCUUCUGGAAAUCCUGGAAAGAAGUUUUGAUCACUUGAAGGUUGCUGCAAAUAUCAUUGAAGGUUACAUAAUUCUGGGUGGAACUGAUUUUCUCAGUUUGCAUGCUUCUACUGUUGCUAAACUUCUUGAUCUGGUUGUUGGAAAUGUCAACGAUAGAGGGUUGCUUUCAAUUCUUCCAGUCAUUGAAAUCCUAAUUCAGUGUUUCCCUAUGGAUGUGCCCCGAUUGAUUAGCAGCACUCUUCAGAAAUUAAUUGUUAUAUGCUUGACUGGAGGAGAUGACCAUGAUCCUUCAAAGACGGCUGUGAAAGCAUCUUCAGCAGCCAUCCUGGCAAGGAUUUUGGUAAUGAAUAUCAAUUUCCUUGCCCAAAUAACAUCAGAACAAUCUCUUUUGUUACUCCUCCAGAAGGCGGGAUUCCCGGUUGAUGAGAAUAUACUUCUUUGUCUGGUUGACAUAUGGCUUGACAAGGUUGAUAAUGUAACUUCUAUCCAAAGAAAAGCAUUUGGUUUAGCCCUUUCUAUAAUUUUAACAUUAAGAUUGCCUCAAGUCCUGGACAAACUUGAUCAAAUCCUAAGUGUAUGUACAAGUGUAAUAUUGGGUGGAAAUGAAGACUUCACAGAGGAAGAAUCCAGUAGCGGUAAUAUGAGCCCCAACAGACAUAAUGUUCCUAGCAAAGAAUUCAGGAAAAGACAGAUCAAGUUUUCAGACCCUAUAAACCAGUUGUCUUUGGAGAACUCAGUGAGAGACAAUCUUCAAACAUGUGCUGCUCUUCAUGGAGAAUCUUUUAAUUUGGCCAUUGGUAGAAUGCAUCCUGCAGCAUUCGCCCAAUUAAAGCAGGUAUUGGGGAUGCCAUAGGUUAGAUGUGGUAUUCGAAUCUUCUGAUUAUGGUGGUGUCAGGCACUUUCUCCAAUUUUCCAAUCAUUUCAUAGAACGAGGAGUUGUAGGGUGAUGUUGAAGUUUCUUUGAGUUGGUGUCCCGGUGUUUUUUGAAUUCAUUGAUUUUCUUUUCAAUUGUUUGGGCCUGAUUUUCUUGGCUGGUUUUGUUUUUUAAUUUCUUCUUCAUUCAUCCAUCAAUUAAUAGUUGUAAAUGCUGCCGACACCGCCAAACUGUAAAUAUAACUAUCCUUUCUUGUUGCAGUACACAAAACAUAAAGGUCAGAACGUUGAGUUCACAGGUUUCAUUGAGUUUGCACAGGUUUGAUCGUGUCUAAGAUGAAAAUAUUACAUUGAAGAGAGGAAAAAGAAACGAAUUUAUAAGACCCUAGGCUUUUUUAAUCCAAAAAGAGUUUGGUUGUGCAUUUUGUGUUUUUUCUUGUGAAGCUUCUGAGGAACACUAGUAAAUGUAGUUAUAUUCAAAGAAAUGAUUAUUGUUAUUGUUA
Molecule: messenger RNA, 3766 nt
Organism: Camellia sinensis
Lineage: Eukaryota; Viridiplantae; Streptophyta; Magnoliopsida; Ericales; Theaceae
Product: ARM repeat superfamily protein
Biological process (GO): protein import into nucleus
Cellular component (GO): cytosol; nuclear envelope
Molecular function (GO): small GTPase binding
Source: RefSeq, a predicted model, not a curated record